Molecule: messenger RNA, 794 nt
Organism: Hyalella azteca
Lineage: Eukaryota; Metazoa; Arthropoda; Malacostraca; Amphipoda; Hyalellidae
Product: cathepsin L-like
Exons: 6
Coding region: 99-794 (231 amino acids)
Biological process (GO): immune response
Cellular component (GO): lysosome
Molecular function (GO): cysteine-type endopeptidase activity
Source: RefSeq, a predicted model, not a curated record
ACAGUUGCUGGUGCUGGAGUAAACAUCUUCACGAAUUUUGCUUUCUGAAUUGAGCUCCCAUUACUCUCUCCUUCGGAAUUCUUUAAUUUGAGUCAGAGAUGCAUUUGGUAGUUCUGCUCCUCGGCCUGGCCUCGGCUGCCAGUGCUGCAUCUUUCUACGGCGUUGUCUUGGAGGAAUGGGAGUCAUUCAAGCUCGCCUACAACAAGGAGUAUGACCACGUGGAAGAUGCCUUCCGCCUCAAAGUCUUCGCCGAGAACAAGCAAAAGAUUGCCAGGCACAACCAACUGUACAACAAAGGAGAGCGCACAUACGACUUGAAGAUGAAUCGCUUUGGAGAUAUGCUGCAUAACGAGUUCGUGCACACGAUGAACGGCUAUCGAGGCAAUAGCAUGAACAGAACCUACGGGGCAUCGCGCUUCGUGGCGCCCGACAGCGACGUGAAGCUCCCCGAGACUGUGGACUGGCGCACCAAGGGGGCAGUCACUCCCGUUAAGGACCAGGGCCAUUGUGGCUCGUGCUGGGCUUUCUCCGCAACGGGAUCAUUGGAAGGCCAGCACUUCCGCAAGACGGGCCAGCUGGUGAGUCUGUCUGAACAGAACCUGGUGGACUGCUCGGGCCACUACGGUAACGAGGGCUGCAAUGGCGGCCUCACGGACUCGGCUUUCCAGUACAUAAAAGAUAACGGCGGCAUCGACACCGAGGAAGCAUAUCCGUACACAGCCGAGGUGAGUCGUUGCCGGCCGUUUAUUCUAUUUGAUUGCUUGAAGAGCAAGCAGGCCAAAGGCCCUGGUUAA